AUGUCUACAAUCGGCACCAACAGUUCUUCCCCUCGUCGCCUAACCUUCUUCACUCCUCCCCAAUCCCCUAAAACCUCACAACCAAGCACUCGACGAGCCUCCAGAGUCAUCACCUCCAGUCCACGAAAAAGAGUUUCCUUCCCCGUCUUUCCCGGAGAAAUCGAAUUACCAAGACGUCAGACCUCAUGGCGACAGAAGCUAGCCAACGUACCAACGUUAUGGUCUGAAUUUAGUACCGCGUUUCGCCAUCGCAUUUCCAUGAGAAGACUCAUCAAGGUGAUCAUUCUUAUCUACGCAACUGUCCUUAUCUUCCGCGUCAUUGAUAUUCGUAUCUCCCUGGGGGAAAAUCCUAUGUACGAAAGAGAAGAAGAAUAUAUACACGGGGGAAAGGGAGACUCUCUGCGUAAAAAGGAACAAUCUAUGUACGAAAGAGAAGAAGAAAAUGUUCACGAGAGGAAGCAAGACUUUCAACGCGAAAAGAAACAACCUACACACAAACAUGAUAAUCGCGAUGCCUUUCACAUUUCACACCAAUUCGAGCCCUACGAGCUAGUCAGUCCAUUAUAUGAUCUCGCAAAUUUAGAUAUCAGUCCUCAGCUUGAUGUCUUAAAAGAUGCAUAUUCCGAUUCGCGAUAUGGACUUAACAGACUGAGGGAUGGUCUGCCAGAACUGUCGAAAGAUUCUCCAGGGCUAAGUACCAAAAUUCGAAGUUUUCGAGAACAGGUCUGGUCAGUCUCGGAAGCUAUUGGAGGGUUUUCAAAAUUCAUCGAUGUUUAUAUAGGCACUUUUCAGCGAGAAACAGAUCAUCUAAGGGAAGAACUCGCCAAAGUGAAACCUGGAGAUGAAAUUGCCAAUCUAAAUCUAGAAGAUUGUAGAAAAGUGGGAGUAGUUUGGAUUACUCUUCAUAAACGAUUAAAGCUAAAGAUAAGAAAUAUAUGGAGAAUGAAGGAUGUAUUUUCAAACAUUAUUGACUCAGUCAUUAGAGAUAGGAAAAAUCUUGAAAAAGCACUCAAGGAAGCCGAGUGCGGUAUGACCAAAGAAGCAAAAAAGCAGGGAUGGGAUAAUUUUGAUUUUCCCUCGGCAUAUCAGCUCCUUGAAAGAUUUAGUCGAGGCAGAACUAAAGACAAAAAUUGGGGGGGCUAUGAGGAAACGAUCAAAGAGUUGAUUAUAUAUAUUGAUGUAUCCCUCAAGGAUGCUAAUGCACAAAUCGAAAAUUUGAUGGCAGAUUUCCAGCGGGUUUUAAGUGCUGGUGAGAAUAAGGCAGAUGUGGAUUCGAUCGAUUUUCCAACAAUUUUCAAUCAAAUGGAGGCGCUGAACAUUACCUUUGAGAAAUAUGAGCGGGUCAAAGUCCUGAUUGAACGCAUGAAAGAGAAGUCGAUGAAGGAACUGAGAGCAAGAGCUCAUGAUUCAAAAGAGAGGAAUAGAUAUUACAACUAUGUUGCUAGCCAACAGAAAGGGCGUCUUGAUAAGCACAUCAUCGCCCCGAGGGAUAGGAAAAAGGAAGAAUUCUUGCAGAAUUUGAAAGAAAGAAGAGUCAAGCAGAGUCAGAAAGGGGGAUGA
Botrytis fragariae is the source of this 1560-nucleotide messenger RNA. RefSeq lists its product as uncharacterized. Bases 1 to 1560 code for a protein of 519 amino acids. Lineage: Eukaryota; Fungi; Ascomycota; Leotiomycetes; Helotiales; Sclerotiniaceae. The record is from RefSeq and is a predicted model, not a curated record. The transcript has a single exon.